CAUCAACAAUGGCUCCUAAGCUUACCAUCCUUCUCCUUCUAGCAUUUUUCUUCCUGGUGGAUGCAUCCAAUGCUGAAAAUCCAAUUGAUCAGAAAACCUGUAGUCAACAGAUUGAAAGGCAGCAUAAUCUCAACCAUUGCGAGCGAUAUAUCAUGAAACAACAACAACAGCAUGUUCGUCUGUGCUGCCAACAACUCAGGCAGAUGGACUCAAACUGCAUAUGCUUAGGUUUGAGUCAGGUUAUUCAGCAGCUAAUGCAAGGAGGUCAGAUUGGGGGUGAGGGUGCUGCCGAGGCUAUCAGAGUAGCACAGAAUUUGCCGGCGUUAUGCCAAUUGUCACCAAGCCGAUGCGAAAUUCAGUGAAUUUGAAAUGGAUGAUAUAUAUGAAUAAAUGUUACAUUUUAAAUAAAGAUUAUCAUGUAAUAGAUGUGUAUGUGCUCUACUGUCUCAGAGGCAGCUGAGCAUGCAAAUAAUUGUCGAGAGCCUUUCAGGAUAGACCAUAAAUUAGUACUUAUGUAUCAGUCUGCUACUGUGCUGCCAUGAAUCGUUUUGUUGCAGCCUAGUAUAAUAUAUAUAAUAUUUGAGCAUUAAUUUA
Molecule: messenger RNA, 594 nt
Organism: Mercurialis annua (annual mercury)
Lineage: Eukaryota; Viridiplantae; Streptophyta; Magnoliopsida; Malpighiales; Euphorbiaceae
Product: 2S seed storage albumin protein-like
Exons: 1
Coding region: 9-362 (117 amino acids)
Molecular function (GO): nutrient reservoir activity
Source: RefSeq, a predicted model, not a curated record